Acanthopagrus latus (yellowfin seabream) is the source of this 1563-nucleotide messenger RNA. RefSeq names its product nuclear receptor subfamily 0, group B, member 2a (gene nr0b2a). Gene Ontology annotation, molecular function: transcription factor binding; transcription corepressor activity. The coding region runs from base 418 to 1194 and encodes 258 amino acids. Gene Ontology annotation, cellular component: cytoplasm; nucleus. Gene Ontology annotation, biological process: circadian rhythm; negative regulation of transcription by RNA polymerase II. Lineage: Eukaryota; Metazoa; Chordata; Actinopteri; Spariformes; Sparidae. The transcript is spliced from 2 exons. The record is from RefSeq and is a predicted model, not a curated record.
UAACUCACAGGUCAAUGGCCUCUCUGGCUGCUGUGCAGGUGUGAGCUGGCAGGGUGCAGGGACAGAUGUGGGGCUGAUUACCUCUGCAGUCCUUGGUAGCUUGGUACUGCCUGGGUUAAUGACACCGGCUCUGAGAUAAGGCCCAACCCUCUUGAUACCCAGGCGUUACUCCACCAGCUCCUCUUCAUUGAGAAAAGCUUAUCAGUUGUCCAGGGUUAUACCAUCAGUCACCUGGCAGAGCACAUAGUUGUUUUUCACAGAGUGUAUUGACAAGUCAAGGUCCACUUAGCAGGCCGGGCUGUCCUAUAAAUACAGGAGCGCUGGAGGAGGCAGCAGUAGCACUCAGACGCUCACGAAGAGCACGUCCUGCAGGGGGUCACUGACAUUUAACUGCACAGAUCUCUACAGCCUCUAAAAAUGGAUAGCGGGUGUCAUUGUUCGGCCAACAGCGACAGGCUUUCGAAUCCCAUCCUCUUCAACAUCCUGAGCCAAAUGGAUAACAGCAAGCCGAGCCAAAACAGCCUCAACUACAGCUCAGUACCUCACAGAUGCAACUGUGAGCUGCGGCGGACAGUGUGCUUGAAAAGGCCGUCUGAGAUUUGCAGAGAAGCUUCAGCCGUUCUGGUUAAAACCGUCCAGUUCAUGAGGAACCUGCCUGCUUUUAACCAGAUGCCACCAAACGACCAGUUCUCACUUCUCAAAAGCUGCUGGGCACCGCUCUUCAUUUUGGGCCUGGCCCAGGAGUGUGUGGACUUUGAGGUGAUGGACAGCCCUGCGGACAGCAUGCUGAAGAAGAUUCUACUGAACCGCCAGGAGAGCCCGGGGAUGGAGAGGGAGCAGCCCACCAUAGCUGGUGUCAGCAAACUCAAGUCCUGCCUCAAAAAGUUUUGGAGUCUGGAUCUGAGUCCAAAGGAGUACGCAUACCUCAAAGGGACCACAAUAUUUAAUCCAGACGUCCCAGAUUUAAAGGCAGCUCUGUUCAUUGAAGGCUUGCAACAAGAAGCUCAGCACGCCCUCAGCGAGGUGGUCCGGCUCCUCCACCCGGGGGACGGGGAGCGCUUCGCUCGGAUCCUCCUCACCGCCUCCACGCUGCAGAGCAUCACACCCGGCCUCAUCUCUGAACUCUUCUUCCGGCCCGUGAUAGGCCAGGCUGAUCUGCUGGAGCUGCUGGUCGACAUGCUCUUCUGCAGGUAGAAGAAGACGGCUGGACUUUAUGCAACUGUCCUGGAGAAAGUUAAAUCCAGGGGUUUUUUUUAACAAUGGUGCUGCAGAACUUUUUGUUGACCCACCCAUGCAAUGUUUGCUCGUUGAAUGAAGGAAAUGCUUGACAGUGGACUUAUCGAAGACAACAAAAACACAAGACUAUGAAUUUCUUACAUUUAUGUUAAAGCUAAGGUCACUUUAGCCCAGUCUGAAAUGUUUUGAUCCUUGAAAGUGGAGAGAUUUGACUUUCCGGACUGUAUUUCAUGUUAAAGAUCUUUUUUGUGAUCUUAAUGUUGUAAAUAAGUGUUGUCUGCAUUGACAGAAUAUGUCAAAUAAAUAUAUUUUUGUACACGAACUUAA